Messenger RNA from Ascochyta rabiei, 2121 nucleotides. Its product is annotated as Long-chain-fatty-acid--CoA ligase. The coding region runs from base 1 to 2121 and encodes 706 amino acids. The record is from RefSeq and is a predicted model, not a curated record. Lineage: Eukaryota; Fungi; Ascomycota; Dothideomycetes; Pleosporales; Didymellaceae. Gene Ontology annotation, molecular function: long-chain fatty acid-CoA ligase activity. The transcript is spliced from 2 exons. Gene Ontology annotation, biological process: long-chain fatty acid metabolic process. Gene Ontology annotation, cellular component: endoplasmic reticulum; membrane.
AUGUUCGGAACCACCGAUCCCCAGCUCCAGCGCGCGCAGGAGCUGCACGCUCCGCCCCCAAAGGGCCAUCCGUACAGUCUGCCGCUUGCAGGCACCGCGACAGAUGGCAAGAGCGCUGUCUACCGCCACUGGAGGUUUACCGACAAGCCGCUGCUCGACAGCCUGGUCCCUGAGAUCAACACCCCGCACGAGGCCUUCGAGGCCAGCGCAGCCAGAUAUCCAAAGAACAACUGCCUAGGCCAUCGCCCAUACGACCCCGUCACCAAGACAUUCGGCGCCUAUGUCUGGCAAAGCUACGAGCAAAUCUCGGAGCGUCGCAAAAACUUCGGCGCCGGCCUGGUCCACCUUCACAGACAGGCCGGCGUGACAGCUGCCAAGCAAUACGGCGUUGGUUUGUGGUGUCAGAACAGGCCCGAGUGGCAGAUUACCGAUCUGGCGUGCAUGUCGCAGGCUCUCUACUCAGUCUCCAUCUACGACACCCUCGGCCCAGACACGACCGAGUACAUCAUCAACCAUGCCGAGCUUGCCUGUGUCGUCACUGGCAUGAACCACGUCACACAGCUGUUGAAGCUGAAGCCCCGGCUGCCGACCCUCAAGAUCAUCGUCGUUUUGGACCCUCUGUCUGCUGGCGAGCUUCCUGGCGAGUCCAAGGGAGAUCUCUUGAACUCGUUGGCGAGUGAGCUGGGCGUGACUAUCCACUACAUCCGUGACGUCGAGGCACUGGGCGAGAAGCAGCCUCUGCCCGUCAAUCCACCCACACCAGACGAUACUGCGACAAUCAAUUACACCUCAGGAACCACUGGCAACCCCAAGGGUGUCGUGCUAAGCCACCGCAAUGCGCACGCCGCGACAUGCACAACCAUGGUGCUCCUCGGUUCUGGCAGCGACCAGAUCAUCUGCUCGUUCUUGCCUCUAGCCCACAUCUACCAGCGGCUGGGUGAGCACGGAGCUCUGGCAGCCGGCUCAGCGAUCGGCUACUUCCACGGUAACAUUGCGGAGCUCGUCGAGGACUUGCAAAUGCUCCGACCCACAGUCUUCUCAGGCGUCCCACGCCUGUACAACAGAUUCGGUGCCAAGAUCAAGGAGGGAACCAUUGAGCAGUCUGGCAUCAAGGGUGCCCUCUCACGACACGUUGUCUCUACAAAGCUAGCUGCCGUCAACGACAAGCACAACCCGACCAACACACACAUGCUGUACGACCGCAUCUGGGCCAAGAAGGUCGCUGGUGGCCUUGGUCUCGAUCGCUGCAAGGUCCUCGUCAGCGGCUCUGCGCCCAUCGACCCCAGCCUGCACCAAUUCCUGCGCAUCGUCUUCGGCAGCAACUUUACCCAAGGCUACGGCCUGACCGAGACGUACGCCGUGUCCCUCAUCCAGCACGAGAACGACUUUACAUCCGGCAACUGCGGCGGCGUAACACCCAACACAGAGGUCUGCCUCGCCGACGUACCAGACAUGGAGUACCUGUCCUCGGACAAGCCGUACCCUCGUGGCGAGCUGCUCGUCCGCUCUACGACAACAUUCAAGGAGUACUUCCGCAACCCAGAGGAAACAGCAAAGGCCAUCGACGCCGACGGCUGGUUCCACACGGGCGACAUCUGCCUCGUCGACGAAAUGGGCCGCUUCAAGAUUGUCGACCGCAAGAAGAACGUGCUCAAGCUGGCGCAGGGCGAAUACAUCUCGCCCGAGCGCAUCGAGAACGUGUACCUCGCCAACUGCGGCUGGAUCGCGUCUGCCUACGUCCACGGCGACAGCCACCAGUCGUUCCUGGUGGCCAUCUUCGGCGUUGCGCCCGAUCUCUUCCCGCAAUUCGCGUCCCAUGUCCUCGGCGAGAAGAUCCCCGAGGGCGACUUGGCCAAGCUGAAGAGCGUGCUGGGCGACAAGCGAAUCGAGCAGGCGGUUCUCAAAGAGCUGACCAAAAUAGGCACCAAGAACAAGUUCAACAGCUACGAGAAGGUCAAGGCUGUGCGCUUGUUCCUCGACCCUUUUACCAUUGAGAACCAGCUUCUCACCCCUACACUCAAGCUCAAGCGCCCGCAGACGGCAAAGGCGUUCCGACAGCAUCUGGACGACUGCUACGAGGAGGCGCUUGCCGCCGAGGGCAAGGCCAAGGCGAAGCUGUAG